Molecule: messenger RNA, 872 nt
Organism: Lotus japonicus
Lineage: Eukaryota; Viridiplantae; Streptophyta; Magnoliopsida; Fabales; Fabaceae
Exons: 1
Coding region: 386-730 (114 amino acids)
Source: RefSeq, a predicted model, not a curated record
GUCAACAAGGUUAAGGGAAGGCCCCUCCGACCACACUAGUCAUAUUUUCCACAGCUCUCAUACCAUAUCCCUUAGAACAUGGAGGAAAUUAUGGCAUGUUCCCUACAUAAACUUGCAUGAUUGCAUUCUCUCUCCCAUCCCAAACACCAUAAAAACUCCCGUUGAACAAAACACACACUUACUAGUUCUUGAAGCAACAACACCAUCAAUCCCAAGUGAGAAAACUUGCCACAAUAAAGUAAAUUAAUAAAACCUGUUCUGUCAUCACUCAUCGUUGCGGUCGAAUCCAACCAACAGAGACCACACGUGGGGUUCUAUAAAUAUUCUCAUCGUCCUUCUAUAAAACUGUCUAAGGGUGAUAAGAAACAGAGUCAAAAGACAGAGUAUGGAAAUUGAAUCAGCCAAGUGUGAGUGCUGUGGCUUGAAAGAGGAUUGCACCCAUGAUUAUAUCAACGACGUGAAGUCCAAAUUUGAUGGCAAAUGGUUAUGUGGGUUGUGUUCAGAAGCGGUGAGGGAUGAAGUUAGCAGAGGGAAAAUGCCAUACGCCAUGGAAGAAGCUGUGAAAGCUCACAUGUCGUUCUGUGGUAAGAUUAAAUCGAAUCCUGCGGUUAAGGUCGCUGAUGGCAUGAGGCAGAUGCUGAGAAGAAGGUCAACUUCAUCAGAGAAACACGGUACGAGGUCAACUACCACUUCUCAAGUGGGUGAUGAUUCAACCACUUUUCAAUUGUAAUGGUGAGAUAGAGGAAAACAAAGAAGGUUGGAAGCAAAGAAAACAGAGGAGGUUGAAAGGUGGGAACAGGGCACUCCAUCACUCUGUUUUGGUAUGGUCGGAUGGGAUAAAUUUCAUGGUUAGUUUGAUGUGGCAAUGCUUG